Molecule: messenger RNA, 697 nt
Organism: Jatropha curcas
Lineage: Eukaryota; Viridiplantae; Streptophyta; Magnoliopsida; Malpighiales; Euphorbiaceae
Source: RefSeq, a predicted model, not a curated record
UACAUUUCUUAUAAAUAUACUCUUUCCCUUUAAAAUCAUAUUUUAUCUUACAUUUUUUUUUUUGCAUAUUCUUAUCUCCCUUCUUCACUCCAAACCAUUCUGUCUCUCUCUCUCUCUCUCUGUUUCUUGCAUCUUCUUCUUUUCUCUAUUGCAAGGUAAGAUAAAGAUCCACUUUUCUUUCUCUCUUUCUUUUCUUUUUUCACUGUAUAUGAAUGGUUCUUGACAUGUUAUCGCCAUUUCAUUGCUGAGUUACUCUGGGGAAGCAAAGAUGGCAGAUUGCAACAGAAACCAAGACUUUUAUGCUUCUCAAGACCUUGAGGCAACGUCCAUGAGCAAGAAAUAUGGAGGACUAGUGCCCAAGAAGAAGCCCUUGAUUUCAAAGGACCAUGAACGUGCUUUCUUUGACUCAGCAGAUUGGCAAUUAGGAAAGCAAGGAGCUGGAAUGAAUCAAAAAUCAACUGUGGCAAUAGAAUCUUUGCGACCUAAAUUGCAGAGAACGCCUCAUCAACAACUGCCACCUAGAAGACCGACCUGUACAUCUGGUACUCAUGAGAGUUGAUUGAAUGUGUGACUUCAUGUGUUCAGAGCUUUUUAAUUUAUAAUCAUGAAAUUGUAAACACGUAAUGCACGCCUGAUGUUAAUUACUGUUUAAUAAAGGAAGAGCCUUUUCGUAUUCCAGAUUAAAAAUGUUUUUUUC